UUGUCAAUGACAUUCAAUGUUCGUCAUACCACCCCAUAUUAUGCGCAUAUCAGUGUUAAUUAGAUAAAAAUGGAACAUAACGAGGAAUAUCACGAUCCGGAUUAUCCUGAGACGUUAACUAAUAUUAAAGAGGAGGCGCCAAUCCUUUCCGAAGAGGAGAAAAUUGUAAAAAUCAAACAAAUAAUUCACCGCGAAUUCAAGAAUGAAUUAAACAUAAGAGAAAAUGAAGUAACACUUAUAGAUCAAAGAAUGACCACCGCUAGAAGAUAUCUACACCAAGUUCGAUACUCGCUAGUAAAUAAUUACUAUAGGGAUCAAAAGUUACAACUCAGUGGCAGUCAAAUUGAAGACGAGGUGGCCGCACAGACUGAACCCAGAGCUAGAUCGGAAGUAUCGUCAAUACUCCGUGAGAGUCAACGUCGUCUUCAUCCGUCAGUUCGUAAGCUAGUCGGCAAACAAACAGUCGAUUUAGAAGAAAUAUUCAGGUCGAGGGAGCCCAGGAACAAAGCGAGGAAGGAUUAUUCUGCGAUGGUUCAAACGAAAAACAUCACAAUAUCAGCUGAUUCAACAAUAUCAUUGCGGCCCAGCAUAGAGAAGAUGGAAGAAGAAGAGCCGUGCUCCAGUAGACCUAAGAAGAUACCACGACAGAUUGACCCCAAGGUCAACAACGUGGUCACGUUUGACGAAAUCACAAGAAAUAAAAAGAAACACAGAUAUAGAAUUAUUAUAGGCAACACGUCGAAGUACGCGCCGCCCGCGUCGCGCGCGGACCGCUCGACGCACAAGUGGCUGCUGUACGUGCGCGGGCCGCCCGCGCGCGCAGACGUGUCGCGCGUGCUGCGCGCCGUGUCCGUGCAGCUGCACCACUCGUACGCGCCGCACCACACCGUGCACAUCGACAAGCCGCCGUUCCAGGUGUCGCGGCGCGGCUGGGGCGAGUUCCCGGCGCGCGUGACGCUGCACUUCGCGCUGCCCGACCGGAACCGGCCCGCCACGCUCACGCACACCAUCAAGCUGGACCGCCACUACACCGGCCUGCAGACCCUCGGCGCCGAAACGGUAGCGGACGUUUGGUUAUACAGUACGCAAGAAAUGCUAGAAUUUGAAUACAAAGCUGACGAGGAACAGAUGACUCUAAAACCGGCAGAGGAAAUAAAGCAAGAGGAACCUCCUGAGGCCAAAUGCGAUCCGAGUGAAACGAAAGUAGAACAGAACGACAGCUGGCUCGAUUUCUUCUCAAAAGACACGACAGAAGUCAACGUGGACGAAAUGUUCGUUAAGAACAUCAAAACGGAACCAGAAGACAACCAAAGCAAUGAAAUCAAUGAAACUGAACACAUAACGGAAGUAAACGAUGAUAAACACAUAACAGCUAAUGGUGAUCACGACCAAGUUAGCAAUAUACAUGUAAAGUUAGAAGAUCCCCCAACAGAAAACAAUAAACCUAAGAAGCGAAUAAUGAAAUACAUGGAUCCAUCAACUAGAAAAAUAUAUUAUCUAGAAAUGGAUAGGAAUCUAGAUUUGAGUAAAGUACAGGAAAUAAUUAUUAAUUCUCAAGGUGAUACGCAAACAGCUAAAAUAAGUCCGAUCAAAACGAACGGUUUGAAACAUGUAAGAAAUAAGAAACCAGUUUCACUAUUGAAGCCCGAGAUCAAGAAUCUACUUAAGAGAGAUGUAGAAUCUGAAAAGAUUCAACGUAGAAACGAAUUGAAUCAUAUUGAAAACGAUCAUUGUUAUCUAGCGACUAAUUGGAGAGCGUUCGAUAAAAAAUGUAAUGUAACGGAUGAAAUGAACGGUGUGUCCCUUUGUGAUAAUCUUAAAACCGUUAUAAAAAAGUUUACGUGUACGCGUGUGAUUGUUAGUUACUUGUUGAAGAAUAUACCGUUAAUAAGUGAGGAAGCGAGGAAUCCGGACUUCGUUCAGUGUCUGCCGUUCGUCGUGGAGAACGAUGAGAAAUAUUGGAAGUUGGACUUCGCUAAACGGAGAAAUAUGGAGUGGUCUCGAGCGAAAUUGAUCAACAAAAUGCUCGCAGAACGUUUCAAAACCGACCCGUCGAGCGUUUGGCGGACGAAGCAAAUUUUAGUAUAUUCCAGAUUACACGGCUACUAUCCGGUUCUAUCCGAAAAUAUCCAGAAGGAACCGGAUAUGGAAACAAAUGAAUGGUCGUCGUGGAACGAUUUGGAAAACACGAGGCAAAUAGAAUCCAAUAUUCGCAAGUUAUAUCCGAACGCUUCGGACAUCAGCAGCCUAACUUUGUUCGAUAGUGAAAAAUAUGUCGAUUGUAAUUCUUCAGAAACACUCGACUUGUGCGAUUCGGACGAAGAGAUCGACGUCGUAAAUAUAGAUGCGCCGGUAAAAGUGGAAAAUGUUAAAACGGAAACGGAAGUCGCGUUGAAAACGUUACCAGUUGAUAAGGAUGAAAAAUUAAUGUUUUAUUACAUUGAAAAAAUUUGUGCUGAUAUUGGAAUUGAACUGCGGAAUGAGAACAUAGGGAGCGGAUAUAGUUAUAGUGCGGUACACAAAGUGCUACUAACGGCUAUGAAGUGCUUCGCCGAGGAGCUGAUACGGUCGUCCUUAGCAGACCAGCUGUCACUAUCCAAUGACCCACAGUUACCUACUAUUUGGACCGGGAGCCGCGCGCGCCCGGCGCUGCGCCCGCCGCACGUGUACCGCGCCGCCCGCGCCGCGCCGCGCGCGCGCCCGCUCGCCGCGCACGCGCUCGGCGCCGAGCGCCGCCACGCGCACGCGCUCUAA
Molecule: messenger RNA, 2754 nt
Organism: Nymphalis io (European peacock)
Lineage: Eukaryota; Metazoa; Arthropoda; Insecta; Lepidoptera; Nymphalidae
Gene: D12
Exons: 11
Coding region: 70-2754 (894 amino acids)
Biological process (GO): regulation of transcription by RNA polymerase II; chromatin remodeling
Cellular component (GO): NuA4 histone acetyltransferase complex
Molecular function (GO): histone binding
Source: RefSeq, a predicted model, not a curated record